Messenger RNA from Aspergillus campestris IBT 28561, 2082 nucleotides. RefSeq names its product transient receptor potential ion channel family protein. Lineage: Eukaryota; Fungi; Ascomycota; Eurotiomycetes; Eurotiales; Aspergillaceae. The record is from RefSeq and is a predicted model, not a curated record. Gene Ontology annotation, biological process: fungal-type cell wall biogenesis; transmembrane transport. The transcript has 2 exons. Bases 1 to 2082 code for a protein of 693 amino acids.
AUGCAGUUGUCCUCUUACCUGCUCGCGGCCUUUCUGUGCCCGCUGGUCAUGGCUAUUGACAUGAUCAAAUCCGACUCUCUGGCUCUGUGCUCCGAGGGCCAAGGCAUCACAUCCUCUCACUUUGAAGCAAUUUUCUACCCGGACAACAGCACCCUAUCCCUGAACUUUGAUCUGAUAUCCUCAAUUUCCGGCAAAGUGAGUGCCACGGUGGUUCUCACGGCCUAUGGUUAUGAGGCGUUGCGGAAGGAGAUGGACCCGUGCGAAAUGAAAAUGGACGGGCUGUGUCCCCUGCGCUCGGGCAAAAUGCCCCCUAUUGACACCAACGUCGAUGUCCCGAAGGAUGUGGCCAAAAAUAUUCCCGGGAUCGCAUAUUCGGUGCCGGAUCUGGACGCUACCAUCCGGGUCUACAUCAACCAAACCACCACGGGCGACAGCAUCUCCUGUAUUGAAGCAUCCCUUACCAACGGUAAAACAGUCUACCAGUCCGGAGUGGGAUGGUCGUCCGCGGUCAUCUCGGGGCUGGGUGUGCUCGUCUCCGCUGUGAUGUCGACCAUGGGUCUAUCCAAGACUGCCAUCCACAUUGCGACAAACGUCCUCACGUUGUUCGGGUUCAUGCAAUCCCAGGCGUUGUUCGGUAUGCUCGCAGUCGAUAUGCCUCCGAUCGUGGAGUCCUGGACGCAGAAUUUCCAGUGGAGUAUGGGGAUCAUACACGUCGAAUUCCUGGAGACUCUGACCACUUGGUACCAGCGAGCGACGGGCGGAAAACCAUCCAUGAUCUUAUCCAACCUCGAAGAUACUUCCGUUCACGUCGUCAAAAAGCGGUCGCUCGAUAUCAUGAAGAGGUCGUCCGGCCUGGUGAGGAGGGCAGGCAGUAAAGGGACGGCAGAUGAUGUCUCCGUCGCUGGCAUCGAGCGAGUCGGAUUCCGCGCCGGGAUCGAAUUGACCAAUAUCUUCUUGACGGGUCUGAUCUUCUUCUUCGCCUUUGUGAUUCUCGUCAUGAUCUGCCUUGGGAUUUCCCGGGGUAUCUAUACCCUCCUGGAAAAGAAGGGGAAGAUCCCAACUCAUAAGGUCCAGGAAAUCGACUGGAACCUCAAAGCGAAGGGGACCUUGUUCCGCCUGUUCCUCGUUGGAUUCGUCCAGAUGUGUGUUCUGUGCCUGUGGGAGUUCACCCACCGGGACUCACCGGCCGAGAUCUUCCUUGCGGUCUUCAUGCUCCUGUUGACCGUGGUCACGGUGGGCGUCGCGGCGUUCAAGGUGAUCUAUCUCGCUCGGCAAUCCGUGCAAAUCCACCAGAACCCGGCCUUCAUCCUCUAUGCCAACCCCGUGUGUCUGACCAAGUGGGGCAUCCUCUACACCCAGUACAAUGCCACUGCGUACUACUUCAUCGUCCUGGCGCUUGCCUAUCUCGCCGCCAAAGCCAUCUUCAUCGCCUGCGCUCAAUCGGCCCCCGUCGUGCAGACGGUCGCCAUGGUGGUCAUCGAAGCCGCCAUGCUGAUCGCGGCCAGUGUCCUCCGCCCGUGGAUGGACAAGAAGGCCAACGUGGCCAACAUCGCGAUCUGCGCGGUCGGAUUCCUGAACUCCAUCUUCCUCCUCUUCUUCUCGGGCGUGUUCAACCAGCCGGGCCUGGUGACCGGUGUCAUGGGCGUCGUGUUCUUCGUCGUCAACGCCGUCUUCAUCCUCAUCCUGCUGAUUGCGAUCCUGGUCUCCUCCGCCUUCGCCAUCUUCACCAAGAACCCGGACACCCGAUACCAGCCCAUGGCCGACAACCGCGACUCGUUCAUCAAGUCGUCGCACAACCUGCCGAUGUCGACCGAGUUGGACGCCCUGGGCGCCACCGCCCGCGGCGACCACAAGGACCCGAUGUAUGGCGAUGCGUUCUCCCCCGGCAACGGUCUCGGCGGCCGCCACAGUCUGGACCAGCCCUCGCCUCACACCCCCGUGUCCCAAGUCGAUCUGUCCGUGCCGCUCAUCCCCAGCAAUGGACAGCCCAUGGGUAGCCCGAUGCUUUCAGCCCAGACCAUGCAGCGUGGCCAGAACAACGCGAGCCCGUGGCACAAGGGCGCUGGCUUUGACCACCACUGA